Messenger RNA from Chrysemys picta bellii (western painted turtle), 2651 nucleotides. Its product is annotated as sulfotransferase 1C1. Gene Ontology annotation, cellular component: cytoplasm. Gene Ontology annotation, molecular function: sulfotransferase activity. The record is from RefSeq and is a predicted model, not a curated record. Gene Ontology annotation, biological process: sulfation. NCBI's taxonomy places the organism in Eukaryota, Metazoa, Chordata, Testudines, Emydidae.
AUGGCCCUGGGUAAGAUGAAAGAUCUGAGCCUAGAGAGCUCCAUGACACGCUCUGAAACAGAUGAAGUGGGUGGAGUUCUCCUUCCAAAAAGAGUGUGUGACAGGUGGGAUCAAAUUUGGAACUUCAGAGCCAGACCUGAUGAUCUGCUCAUCACAACCUAUGCAAAAGCAGGUACAACAUGGAUACAGGAGAUUGUGGAUAUGAUCCAACAUGAUGGAGACAUUGAGAAGUGCAAACGUGCCACCACUUAUCUGCGACACCCUUUCAUUGAGUGGGUUCUGCCUGGACCUUUCAGCUCUGAUACAAAUGGCCUGGAACUAGCUGAAGCGAUGCCCUCCCCACGAACACUGAAAACUCAUCUCCCUGUACAACUGGUGCCUCCAUCCUUUUGGGAGCAAGAGUGUAAGAUAAUCUAUGUGGCAAGAAAUGCCAAAGACAACCUGGUGUCCUACUACCAUUUUCACAGAAUGAAUAAAAAUAUGCCUGCGCCAGGAACCUGGGAGGAGUUUUUGGAGAAAUUCAUGGCUGGACAAGUGCUUUGGGGUUGCUGGUAUGAUCAUGUAAAAGGAUGGUGGGAUGCAAAAGAAAACCACUGUAUUCUCUACCUCUUCUAUGAAGACCUAAAGGAGGAUCCAAAGCGUGAAAUCCAAAAGGUGUUACAGUUCCUGGAGAAGGACUUGGAGAAUGAGGUUCUAGAUAAAAUCAUCCACCACACAACAUUUGAGAUAAUGAAGGACAACCCCAUGGCAAACUACACUUUUCAGCCUCCUGCAGUAAUGGACCACUCAAUCUCACCAUUCAUGAGAAAAGGGACUAUUGGAGACUGGAAGAACCAUUUCACAAUGGCACAGAAUGAGAAAUUUGAUGAAGAUUAUAGGAAGAAGAUGUCUAGAACCUCUCUGACCUUCCGCAUGGAGCUCUGAGAAGGGGCCAUACGGAUUAUUCUCUAUAAUCUACUAGCACUUUCCCUAUAAAAGCCUCACAAAAUACCAGUGAAAUCUAAAAUUACAAUGCCCCAAGUUUCCCACACCACUGAUUUCACAGGGCUGAGCAUCCUCUUUCUCUGUGUAAACCUAAUUUUGAGACAAACAUCUUAGUUAAACUAGAGUCAAGCAGCAAUGUACUGUAGAGAAUUUGCAGGAGUCCCUCAAAAUCCCACCCCCAAAUUGAAGAGGUGGCUGGGGUAAUUUCCCUGAUGAAAUUUAUCCCCUCAUCCCUAACUUAUUCUUGGUGUUCAUAAAAUUCUUCUGAAGAGCAGGGCUGUGGGGUCUUGUUCAUUUGCUUUUUUUGCAUUUGUAAAAUUUUAGAGGAUAAUAUCCACUAUUUUUAAAACCAUUCCCGGCAGCAAGUAAAAACCCUGAGAUAGAAGGCACUAUUGAAGUGCAACAUGCUGUUAUUGUUUGUAUGUUUUCAAUGUGCUGGGCAAACUGUAAUCCAGCCUCCCAUUCCACUAGUGCAGUAAGUAAGUACUAUUAGCUACACUGUGCAGAUGGUGAAAUGGUGUCAUGCAAGAAUUUGAAGUUACUUAUUUCCCCCUCUCCUCCCACACAUACUGCAUGCUAUAUAAGAUCUAGCCCUAAAUGACUUGCAUUGGCAGCAGUUUGGUCUAACAAAUUAGUUUAUGGGACUAUGAAUCAGAAAACUAUACUCGUUCCACCUCUAGGACUGACCUGCUCUCCAGGCCUCAAACCAGUUGGCCACUAAAGCUAGGCACCUAAAUCCAUACUUUGAAGUCAGCCAGAUACUGGGAUGUCUCAGCACUUUUGAAAAUCAGACUGCUUAGCUAGGUGCCAACUAUAGAGUUAGAGCUGGAUCUUCAAAGGUAUUUAGGCUCAUAACUUUUUAACAGAAGCUAAGGGGCCUGAAUACCUUUUGAGGAUCUGGGCCUGAUGUACUGAACUUUAGGCACCCAUGUUUGAAAAAUUUGUCAUUAAACAUAACCUUUCUGAGCCUCAAUUUUCCUAUUUACAAAAUGGGGAUAAUGAAAUAAAUGUACCCCUCAAAGUGGUUGUGAAGCAUGAUUUGUGUUGUAAAAGCACUAAGGGGCUUGAAUGAAGGUAUUAUGUAAUUGCAAGUAAUAUGAAGACCAUAUUGUAGGGAACAGAUGGGAGUAGAACUCAAGAGCAACUUUGUUCCCAAUUCUCACCUCACUUCACAAGACUACACUGCCUCUGGUACAUCUAUGGGGUAGGGGGUGCAAAACAUACAUUUGUGGGUGCAAAAUGAAUUGCGUGAGUGAACAAGAGAGAGCACAUGGACACAAGGUGUACAGGUUUCACAAAGUCAUUCACAUCCUUUUCAAAGACCUGUCAUUUGCGAGGAACCUCCUAAAUUCUACCAGGCCAUGAGAGCACUCUGAUGUUUCUAUUUCAGAGGCAAAUAACGCCAAAACAAGCACUUCAACUUCUGCCUUAUAGAGUCCUAUGGAGUAGAUCUGAUAAAGAACAUUAGAAUUAUAUAAAUAUGAAGUUUCUAGGCCAAGCCAUUUUUGAGAGAUGACAAAAAGAAUCUUCAGAACUUAAUGUAUGUCUACUCUGCAGCUGGGAGCGAGGCCUGCAGCCCACCUAGACAGACUCACUGUAGCACACUAAAAGUAGCUGUGUGGACAUUGCAGCACCAGAAAAGGCUCAGACUAGCCAGGUGAUAAAGU